Linum tenue is the source of this 3681-nucleotide messenger RNA. The record is from the annotation of a GenBank genome assembly. Lineage: Eukaryota; Viridiplantae; Streptophyta; Magnoliopsida; Malpighiales; Linaceae.
AAAAAAGCCAGCCAUUGCCGACUUUUGUACCUUUUUCUAUUCUAUUUUUCUUCCGCAUUCUUAAAUUUGUGCAUUUUGUUGGGAAAAAGGCGAAAAUAAACCGAGGUCCUAAAGUCUAGUCAAGAAAACCACACCCAACCCAAAACAAACGUUGGUUGUUGGUUGGCCACAAUCUUCUUGUUCAAGAGAUUUUGAGGGGAGGCGAACCAAACAGUGCCGAUACGGAAGAAAUGCUGAAGAAGUGCAGGAAUAAGUGACGGAAAGAAGGAUAAAGAAAAUAGCAUUUAGCCAAAGCUAAGCUAAAUCCACCAGCAAGGCUUCUCUCUGAUUCGCUUGCCUUGCCUGCCAUUACCAUUUCUGCGGUUACUUUCCCCCCUGAUAUCAACCAACGAGUUCUGAACUCUCAUUCCUCUGAAUUGGAGAUGACCCCCGAUUUCUGUUAGGGUUUACUUCCAUCUGGACAAUUGUACUUGGUGAUGAUGGUGGUGAAGAAGAAGACGACGCAGAAGGAACUUGUGGGAUUCAAUAAAUCUGCCUUCUUGCUACCUCGCGAACCCUAAAAAACUGCAACAGAGAUGGACAGUUGGAGGCUCUUUUGACUUGGGUCAAAACCCUAUACGCACUUGGCCUGAACGUUGGAGUAAAGGGUUUGGGGUUUGGGUCAUUUUGGAAUCUGGGUGUGGGGAUCACAACUUGACUUGGUGGGGUUGGAAAUAUUGAAGGGUAGUUUGGAGGGGCUGCCUAAUUGAAAGUUGUGAACUUGCAACUCUUUCGCAUGUCGUCAAUAGCUUCAUUUCCUGGUUGGUUUCUUAGUUGAAUUAGAUUAGAAAGAGGGGGAAGAUGCAUGCUAGGCAUAGAAGUCCUGGAAAUGGUUACAAUAGGUCAGGUUCUAUGGGGAUGGGCUUUGGCGGGGGCUCAAGGAUGUCCCCAGAUGGUUCAGCUAGGGGUGGUGGUCAUGGGUUCUACAACUCUGAGUACAGAACCUUCCGCAAUCGAGGCUUUGCCCGUGGAGGUCAUCGUCAUGGUCCUGGGCAACAACAAAGAGCCUUUCCGCAACCACCCCAUUUACCGCCUCGGAAAGGCGAGAUCUUGAUGGAGGCUGGUAGGCUUGCUGCUGAGUAUCUAGUCUCCAAAGGUAUGUUACCUCAGAAUGCACUUGCUGGGAAGUGGCAGAAUGGUACCUUGAAGAAAGUGGCUCCUGAUUAUCUACAGCAAGAGCCCCCGCCAGUGCAAGAAGGCCGGGUAUCCGUCCACUCAAGAUUAAGUACUGGUUCUUCUGAUGCAGGCUCAAGUGACAGAAGAGAUACCGAUGAGUUUGGUUCUCGGAAUCAGUUUAAAGGGCGGAGAAGAGGUGAUUAUUCCCGGAGUUAUAGUUCUGAGUGGGCGAGAGACUCUGGAAGGAGUAGUUCUGGGUCGGAGAGAAAUCGGGAGUCACCUGAAGGGGAGGGUCACUAUGAAGUGGAACAAGGAGGUAAGGGUACGGAUGAUAAAUCGCAUGUAUCAGUUCGUAAUAAUGCAUUGGGAGGGAAAGAGGAAGCAGCUGAUGUCGACGAAUCCAGAUUCAAGAAAUACAAUUCUCCCCGUGAUAAUUCAGUUUCCAAGGCAAGCUCUUCUGGUGCUGAGAAAGAAGAGUCUGAUACUGAAGUUGUAAAGGGGUCUAAAGAUUCAACGGACUUGAAUCUCGCGAAUGAAGAGAUGGAGGAUUUGAACAAUGAUGAGAGCGAGAAGCAAACUGUUCCUGAGGAUGAUAUCUCAAGCAAGAAUGGAUCUGAUUUGUUAGCUUUCUGCAACCUUGUCAAGAUACCGACAAAAAUACGGUCUGCAUUGACCAGCAAGGUUCCCAAGGUUGAUCAGGCUUCUAGUAAUGGAGCAGACAUAUUGGAAACUGUACCGCCCAAAGGCUCAGAUCUCUUAGAUGAAGAUGUUGCCUUUGAUGAUCCCCUUCCAACUACUGUUGAAGAAGUAAGCGAGAUGAACGAUCCAAAGGAUUCCCAAGCUGAAUUAUCUCAACUGUUGCCUCUUCGGUGUGCUGAGGAGGAUAACAAAGUAAGUCCAGUAUAUGGAUCGGAGCAUGGCAAGUGCAUCAGGUCUCGGUCUUUUUCAGAUGGAGUUUUUGAUGUUGAUAGCGAGUUUGAAACGAGCAAUGAAGCAGUGAAGUUUGGAAGGUCUAGCUCGGUUAAGGAAAGAGGUGAGAAGCGUCCUGCAGAUGACAGUGAUACGAGUCAGCAACAGAAGAAACCUAGAGAGAAUCUUCUUCCCACCUUUGUUCCUAAUGCUGCCAAUAAAUUAGCAGAAAAUCUUGUGACUCCAAAAGAGGAAGUGGUAUCACUUGCUCAGCCGUCGUUGAUAACCGAAAGUAGUUUGGGCAAUAGUCAUGAGUGCCCAGAGAAUAUUGAUGACGAAUAUGAUCUAGAGAAGCAGCAGUUUCCUGGUUCAUUCAAGAUAUGCGACUUAAACCUGAUAGAAUCUUCCGAUAUCCAUGACAAUACGGACAAUGAGCCAGUUCUUAUAUUCCCACCUGGUGUGCCUUCCCAAAGAGCAACAGCAAGGAUGGAUGCUGAUUUGUCGAUGAGUAAUGCAAGGAUGCCUAAUCAAUAUGUUAAGCAUGUCAGUAGCGGUAAGGAGAUAGAAGUAAUUGAUCUGGAGAUUGAUGAUUCCCCUCCAGAAGAUGAGGCUGUUGGAAGUUCACAGAAUAAGAUGGAAGUUGAAUUUGGUGGCUCGGAAGGAUUUUCCGGCAAUGCACAAGCAUCUGGCCAUAUAAAUGAUGUUCAAGAUAAUUAUGAUGGCCUUACAAUCUCGGAGUUCCUUAGCAGUUUCUCAAGCUCUACGUCGGUAGCUGAAGGCAUUAACCCACUGCAGACUGAAAUGGGCCUUCAUGCAGAGGGAACUCUUGGAUAUGAUGACUCGAUUUAUACGUCCCUUGAAGAAAUACCAUUAAGUUUCAUACCAGAUUGGGAGCAGCCAACACCACAGGGGUUCGAGAAGCCAUUUUGAUCGUCUUUCUCCCACGAAAUGCAGCUUCGGUGUAUGGAUUUGUACUAUUGUCUGGUCAUCGGAUUCUUGCAACGACCAAUCGUUCAACCAAACCCGAGAUCCUUCUGUUGGCCUUUCCACAAUUCAAGUUUCAUCAUCAUCAUCAUUACUCUAGUUGCUGCAGCGGCACUGGUGAGUGCUGUUUCUUCUAGUUGUACGAAUUCGUCUCUCGCCUUCCUUCCUCCCUCCCUUAAGCAGAGGAAAGGAAAUGGCUGUAAGUUUUUCACUGACGAUUAAUGCUGUACACACGAUUCACGCUUGAGAAUCAAGUUUGUUGUUGUUGUUGUUUCACGAUUAGGAAGGCUUCCUUAAGUAUUAAGCCAUCUGUCCAUUCUUGUGUUAUAUGUCGAAACAACAAGAAAGUAUGAGACAGCUUUCUUUAGUUAUACCAUCAUCGUUUACCAGAAGCAGCUCAACGGCAUUUUUAGAUCGAUGACAGAUGAACAGUACUUUGCUUACCUAUGAUCGUCCUUGCCCUUUUCUAUCUGGCGCGAAAAGAGGAGCUCGAGCUCGAGGAGAUUAUCAUUUACCAGAAUGGAAGCAGAUCUCAUGGUUCGAAUUCCCCAGAACAGAACACAUAUCUCAACGAUAAAGCCAUGUAGUACAAGGAAGCUAUUCGCUUAACAAAGAGAUGAAUAUAAGUAGCCA